Molecule: messenger RNA, 1244 nt
Organism: Daucus carota subsp. sativus
Lineage: Eukaryota; Viridiplantae; Streptophyta; Magnoliopsida; Apiales; Apiaceae
Product: peroxidase A2
Exons: 3
Coding region: 101-1075 (324 amino acids)
Biological process (GO): hydrogen peroxide catabolic process; response to oxidative stress
Molecular function (GO): peroxidase activity; heme binding
Source: RefSeq, a predicted model, not a curated record
UACCGUGGACUGUGGUUAUCUUAUUUCAAGACAUGCAUGCAAGUUUAUAAAUUGAAGCUUCUGCAUUCCAAAUUUUUUGAGCAAAAAACAGAGCAACAAUAUGAAUCUGCGUCGAUUUUCUUUUUUAGCGAUAUUGAUUCUUUUAUUAGCAUUCGGUCAUGAAUCAAAUGCUCAACUGAGCCCUGAUUAUUACUCGGCAACAUGCCCUGAUGCAGCUACAAUUGUGAGAAAUGUUCUUGCUCGGACUCUGCAGUCCUAUCCUCGUAUGGGUGCCAGCCUUGUUCGCCUUCAUUUCCAUGAUUGCUUUGUCCAGGGUUGUGACGGGUCGAUUUUGUUAGACAACAGUCCGUUAAUCCGAUCAGAGAAAGGCUCCAUUUCAAAUGCCCGGUCGAGUAGAGGAUUCAAUGUGGUUGAUAAUAUGAAAGCUGCAGUUGAGAGAUAUUGCCCUGGUGUUGUUUCUUGUGCUGAUAUUCUUGCUAUUGCUUCUGAAGCUGCGGUUUCUAUGGCAGGCGGACCUUCAUGGGAUGUACAGCUAGGGAGAAGGGAUAGAAGAGUCGCCAACAUCACCAAGGCGAAUAUGCGCAUCCCGAGAGGUUCUGAAAGCCUGCAGUCCAUAAUCACAAAAUUUGCAGUUUUUGGCCUUACCUUAACUGAUGUAGUUGCCUUAUCAGGUGCCCAUACGUUUGGAAAAGGUCGGUGUUUAAUCAUCAGGGAUCGCCUCUACAAUUUCAAGGGCACUGGUAAGCCUGAUCCCACGCUAAGCCUAGUGCGGCUAAAAACUCUGCGGAAAACGUGUAGCGUCCAAGGAGCCUUGGCAAAUCUUGAUCCAGUCACCAAUUUCAAAUUCGACAAUCAGUAUUACACUAAUCUACAGAACGGCAAGGGGCUUUUCUCGUCAGACCAACAACUCUUCUCGACAAACAUGGCUUCCUCCGUCGCGCUGGUUAACAGAUACAGCAAUAACCAAACCGAAUUUUUCGUUAACUUUGCGAGGUCGAUGAUUAAGAUGGGAAAUAUUAUGCCUCUGACAGGAAACAGAGGAGAGGUCAGAUUAAAUUGCAGGAGAGUGAAUUAGUAGAGGAUUUUUACAUAAGUCACCCAGACUAGUUUAGCCUUGUCCUUUAAGAAGCCAGGCGACAUACUCUAGUAAACUUGUCUCAUUAAUAAACAUUCGGCAGAGGCAUGGGUGUAAUAUGUAAGAAUUUGAAUUUCUGCGAGCUAUAAAUAAAAUCUUUCUUCGCUAA